ACGGACACACGGACGGAGACGCCGACGUUCUCACGGUGUAUGUGUGGCAACAACAUGUCUGUGCCGCUGCUCGCCGAGGCCGUGACGGUGUCCGGGAACGAGAAGGAGACCGCGGCGGUGAUUUUUCUCCAUGGAUUGGGAGACUCGGGGUAAGUCGGCGGCACAGUGUCAGUUUCUGCUCCAAAUCAACCAAAUUCCCCUCAGUGUGUUUAAACCGGGACAAGUUUAAAAGGAAGCCCGCAUCGGGACGACGACGGAGGACAUCUUUCCUCUGGUGACAUCCGACGAGCUUUGCUUGAGCCAAAAGGCGCCUUUUGUCUUCAUUUCUGAUAUCACGCGCAUGCUGAGGAUUCAUAAAUCUGUCGAUAUGUUGACGGUGUGAGUCCCAACAGCUGCGGCGUCAGGAGAAAUUGAUUCCUGUUUCCCAACAUCACGACACUCGUGUCCGCAGUACGGCCCUCCGAUGCGACGAGCGUGCGCUGGAAAUAUUUGACCAAAAAUGAAACCAGUAGUACGGUCACGAUCGCAAAUACAAUAACAGCACAAGUGAAACAGAAAGCGUUUUUGAGUCUGGCUACGAUGUCCCGUCUUAAAAUACGCUACGUUAUGAAACGCAAGAUGGGACUGGGUCGCUAGAAAGAAAAACAUGUCCACAAAUGACACAACCAACUUUCAGCGUAAUUGCACGGGUGGGCCGACACCUUGACGGGGAUCCGACUGCCUCACGUCAAGUUCAUCUGCCCCCACGCGCCCAGGAUCCCCGUCACCCUCAACAUGAGCGUCAUGAUGCCCGCCUGGUUCGACCUCAUGGGCCUCAGCCCCGAAACCCCCGAGGACGAAUCCGGGAUCAAAAAGGCGGCCGACAACAUCAAGGCCAUCAUCGAGCAUGAGGCCAAAAACGGCAUCCCGCCCAACCGCAUCAUGCUGGGCGGCUUCUCUCAGGGCGGGGCCUUGUCCUUGUACACCGCCUUGACCUGUCAGCACCAGCUAGCCGGCGUGGUGGCCCUCAGCUGCUGGCUGCCGCUUCACAAGAGUUUCCCCUUGGCGUCGAGCGGCAACAAGAACCUGCCCAUCCUGCAGUGCCACGGCGAGAAGGACGAAAUGAUCCCCGUGCAGUUCGGCGCCAUGACGGCGGAGAAGCUCAAAUACAUCGUCAACCCGCAGAUGAUCACUUUCAAAACCUACCCAGGGGUCCCUCACUCAUCCUGCACUCAGGAGAUGCUGUUAGUGAAGGAGUUCAUCGAGAAGCACUUGCCUCGGAUCUGACCUGACCUCGUCCCGACUGUGACUCCCCCUCGCCCCCCACUCGUGACACUGACCGCUUCGCCCCAAAACCUCGAUUCGUCGUUCCCCAAACAGGAAACAGCCAUGAGUGCCCAUCCUUCCUUCCUUCCAUCCAUCCAUCCAUCCAUCCAUCCUUCCACAAGCACGCACGCACGCAAAUUUGAUUUCUUAAAAACCUAACAAAAUGCUCAUCCUUUAAUUGGUAGCCUCUGGAGGGAGAAAGUCGGCCCCACACGGAGCAUACCUGUUGGUUAUCUUUGUCAUUUUAAUCAACUUCAUGUGUCCUGUUGCAACACUUUCCCCUUUUUGUGUUGCUGUCCAUUUGUCCCUCACCGAUUCACCUCAUUCGCCCCCAUUCCAAGCAUUUUUUAUUUAUUUUUUAUUUUUUUGGGAAGGUUAGGGGUUUUCGUUUGUACCUCCGAAACACAAGAAAAGUAGAAAAUGCUUAUUAUUGCUCAUGAACUAGAUCUCCCUCCUUUGGCAGCUUGCAGUCUAACCCAUUGGUCAAACUCAAAAGGUUUGACUUGCGCAAAACCUUCCAAAAAUGGCAAUACACUGGGAGGGCUCUGGUAAGAAACCUAACUGAAGAGUGAUUUCACAAAUUAAAGAAAAGGAAGUGAACCUUGAACAACAAAGCGUUGCUCCGAGGAGUCACGUGCGUAAAAUGAAUCUCCGUCUGUCAGGUGUUCUGUGUUUUUGUUUUGUUUUUCCCUCGUUUCUGUGAAUGUUGUUUUUGCUCAUGUUCUUUUGUUGGCACUCGUUUGGAAAAGGAGGAAAGACAUCCGCUUUGAUUGUUCUUGACAAAUCAAUGAAUGUCUCACUAGCGUCACAUGUUAACGGUUGCUUUUUGUCCUCUGCGGCUGCUGCUUCACUUCUGUUUAUUUCUUUUUAAUUAUUCCAAUGUGUGACAAUGUCGCACAUCGUCAUGUGGUUUCUCCUGGGUUUAAGUUUUUACAUAUGUUUGUGUGUGUGUGUGUGUUUUGCCACUGUUGUCAUCUCAUCCUUUUGAUUGUGUUCUGUUUAUAAUGAUGACCUUUCAGUAAUGUGAGACUGUCGGUCUCUGUUUGUUUCCUAAGCACCUGUAUGCCGAAUAAAUGAUGUGAAAAACAGGA
Molecule: messenger RNA, 2396 nt
Organism: Phyllopteryx taeniolatus (common seadragon)
Lineage: Eukaryota; Metazoa; Chordata; Actinopteri; Syngnathiformes; Syngnathidae
Gene: lypla2
Product: lysophospholipase 2
Exons: 10
Coding region: 775-1266 (163 amino acids)
Biological process (GO): protein depalmitoylation
Cellular component (GO): cytoplasm
Molecular function (GO): palmitoyl-(protein) hydrolase activity; carboxylic ester hydrolase activity
Source: RefSeq, a predicted model, not a curated record